GGGUAUACAUAGUGCUGCAUGCUGGUUUUUAUUCGGUAUAUUUGCCUCGUAUUUGCUUCCUGUUUCUGAUAUGAUAAAUUUAAUUCGAGCGUUAAGGCACGAUGCGCGUGUUGUUCGGGAUCUCGAUUGACCGAUUGUUUCAUAGUUUUUUCAAAAUCGUUCUUUGAGAGAUCGCGUUUCAUGUUUACGUCCGACUGCGUCCUGUAUGCACAACCAACAAACUCAUAGUUUUUCAAACUGUAUUAUGGGUUAAUACUUUAGCUUUUGUAGUGGGAUGCUAUAUGAGAUUCUUUAAAACACAUGGCAGACCAAGAGACAGAUUACCAUGCACUUUGUGCAAGUGACAAGGACGAGAUCGAGGGUUUGAACGAGAGGCUGAUAGAACUAUUGUCUGCUGAGAAAGUGUCGUCGCACAACAAUGUUGAAGCCAGUGUAUCUCAAUCGCUGUGUGAUUUGGACAGUAGCAAAGAUAGCCUUAUUGUUGAGAAUGCAGCAUCUACUUCGCCGCUGCUCAGUCAUUAUAAAUAUCAUUGUUCCUUCUCACAUCACGACAGCCCUGUCAAUUUCUCAUCGUUGCCAACGUACCUCCCACCCAUCGGCGUAUUUUGGGAUAUAGAAAACUGCCAUGUACCAAAAGGAAGGUCUGCCAUGGCCGCGACGCAAGUAAUUAGGGAGAAAUUUUUUAGUGGUUACAGAGAGGCGGAAUUCAUUGUAGUUUGCGACGUUUUAAAAGAGAACAGUCGGGUUGUGAAAGAAUUGAAUAAUGCUCAAGUUAAUUUAAUACACGUCGCUAGGGAGUGUAAAAAUGCGGCUGAUGAGAAACUGAAACAGUCGAUUAGGAGGUUCGCCGAUAUCCACGGUAGCCCGGCAGCUGUGAUUUUAAUAUCCGGCGAUAUUAAUUUUGCUGCCGAUCUCAGCGAUUUACGUUAUAGGAAAAAAAUUCAUGUGAUACUUUUACAUAUGCAAAACACGUCUGAGGCAUUGAUACUCUGUGCCAACGAGCAUUACGAUUUCUUGGAACUCAUGGAAUCUCUGCCCAUACAGGUUACUACGCAUUAUGAUCUCGUAAUUAGUAAUCUACCGGAAGAUCAAGAUGUUAUGUCCGUAAAACAUUAUCUUAAACAAUUAUCCGAAAGUUGCGGUGGUCGAAUAAUGGAAAUGCAAUCGAACACGGCGAUCAUACGCUUUACUUCCAAGCCCUUCGCAGACAGGGCUCAGAAGCGUAUGGAUGGGAGGAUCGUUCUCGGUUCGAAAAUUUCUGUUAGAUUUCAAAAAAAGAAGGGGAGUAGCUUCCAGAAGGUUCAAGCGGAUUCUGCGAGCAGAGACGGUACGGUUAGUGAGUCCGAGAUUGUAACCAGUUCUCCAAGGGAAAUGUACAGCGCGGGCGCUUCAUUAACCGGUACAAGAACCGUUCAAAUUCCACACUAUCAAUCGCCGUCCCCGGUUAUCGGAACGUAUCCUGGAUGGAACCCUCAUUGCGCACCUAUUAGUGGACCACCAGGAAUGGUUCAAUCUGCAUCCGUUUUCGUUGGGAGGCCGUAUUCGAAUAACAGCAAUGUAGCUUUUAAUAGAUCUUACGAUGAGCUUGCAAGGGUCCAAUCUCCGUUGUUCUGGCAAAUGUCUGGUUCUCAACAGUUUGGACACAUGUGGGAAGAGCAGUACAAAGUGGAAAAGACGAAAGUGCUGAGUAGGAGAAUUCACAUCCCGCAGCCCCGGGAUAACGGAGUUGUAAAUAAUCCACCUCCUCGAACCCCAGAGGGGUUGAGGCGCAUCAAAGGCUCGCAGAGUCCUUUCGUUCAAUCAGUGGAAUGGACUACUUCGAGACAACAUCCUCCGUUGAAUGCCUCCGCCAAUUCGAACGGAUCUAUCAGUGAAUGUCCAUCGCAUCCAGCGCAUUCUCAAUCGGGUUUCAAACGCCGAAGUCCAUCUCCAAUGUGUGAUUUGCAAGCCCGGGAGCGGAAUCAGUGGAACGGGCAGCAGAAUGUAUCUGUGCGAAGUACCAGAACCCCGUCACCUUACGAAAACACAGUACAAAAGAUAAAUCAACAAAAUAAUCAUACUUCAUCUUAUCAUCCCAGUGAUACGGAAAGCGAAGAAGUCGAGAAGUUUUUUAAUCCGAUAAAUAAUCACAACGGAACGUCGACGAACAUUGAACCAUGCACACCGAUCGAACUUCAAGUAACUAACUUAGACCAAAGUAUUAAUCCAAAAAAGAUGCGACACAUGCUCGCCUCUAUUUUCAUGGAGCACGUGAUGGUUUUGAACAUCUCCAUUUUCACGCAAUCCGAUGGUAAUUACGCGGCGAGCGUCAAAGUAUCUACGUUGUCCGAUGCUCAGUACGCCAUCUCUCAGUUGCAUCGUCGCAAAGUGGGCUACAAACGUAUUUUAAUAGCGUACGCUCACAGCGGCAGGGCGAGUCCUCAGAUCGUCCGGGCGCAAAUCGUCAUGCUGCUUCAAGAAGUACCCGAGCAUAAGCUGCCGCUGUUCAAGUUUCGACAGAUGUACGAGAGCCGUUUCUUGAUGUCCAUCAGCGUGUCUGAAUUGUACAAGAUGAAAGACGUCUGCGUGAUCACGGAGAAUCCCGACGGUCGUAUGGUGGCUCUUAAUCCGGAUCACCGAAACACACCAUCGCCGUGCUUCAGUAAUACUACUCAGGAGGAACAAUUGGAGUUACCGUAUUGUACUGUUCAUACGAUAAAGCCGUGGUACAAAGGAUGGGCUGAGCAAAAAGUAGCGUCUCUUCCGAACGUGCAAAUUUCUUUGAAGCUCCUCGAUCCGCGUAUACACCAGUUAUUAACUACGCACAAUGGAAGUUUACCAUUGCCCAGUUUGCCAAUUUGUUACGAAGCCGAGUUUAAGGAACAAUUGCAAGUGGCAGAAGAUGGAGUUCCCUUGGAGCACCUAGUGUCUUGUUUAUCCUGCGUUGAACUGAAACAAGGUAUCGGCAGCAUAAAGCAUCUUAUCUGGACUGGAAAUAAGACGCAUGAAAAUAGUCACGAAGAAAACAAAUGUGUGAGCCCUCCGCUGGCUAAUCAAUUAGCGCUGUUCAGUCGCGAACUAGUCGAUCUUCUGAAAACUGCGCCACACUGCCAGUUACCGUUCAAUCGAUUCAUACCCGCAUAUCAUCAUCAUUUCGGGAGGCAAUGUAGAGUCGCUGAUUACGGAUUUACAAAAUUGAUCGACUUGUUGGAAGCUCUGUCGCAUACCGUGCAAGUGAUGGGUGAAGGACACAACCGCGUGAUUACGCUAUCUCACCGAGCUCAGGUUCGUCGUUUCACAUCUGACUUAUUGAGAGUUUUGAAGUCGAAAGCUAGCAAACAAGUUUUACUCUCAGAAUUCCCGAGCGUUUACGCUAGAGUGAUAGCCAAACCGUGGGAUAUUGUCAAUUACGGUGUCUGCGAGAUUGAAGACAUCCUUGGCGAGGUAUCAGAAAAUACUGUAGUGGUUACCACGAUCAGCGGAGGAGAUAAGAGAAUCGCUAUUCCUAAACGAGAGCAAACCCCAGAAGAGAUAGAGCGUACAAAGCAGUUCGCUUUAGAGGUCAUAGAAUUAUUACGGCACGUGCCUCAAUGUACAAUGCAGUUUAACACGUUCGUUCCAUCGUAUCAUCAUCACUUCGGUCAUCAAUGUCGCGUAUCUAAUUACGGUUUCACGAAACUAAUCGAGCUGUUCGAAGCUAUACCUGAGAUCGUGAAAAUUGAAGAUGAUGGUACUGGUGAAAGACUAGUCUCUCUAACAGAAAAGGAAGGACUCCGUGUACUCUCUGAACAGAUAUCAAAACUGAUCGCGCAAUCGAAAGGCUGUCUAAGCGUGGCGAACGUGGCACAAAGUUUCUUACGCGAGUUCGGCUAUGCUCUGAAACCCGAAGCGUUCGAUUGUAAAUCUGUGUUGCAACUCAUGGAGAAACUUGAAGACACCAUAAAGAUCGUGUGUUUAGCAACUGGACCGGUAGUUAUGAUAGUAGAUAAGUCUCACUUGCAGCAAUUGAUAUUAGAAUGCCGCCGAUUGUUGAUGGAUAAACCGCAACACAAAAUGCUGGUGGAAGAGUUUCAACAGUUAUAUGCUCAGUAUUAUUCGAAAUCAUGCGACGUGGACGAGAUAAAGCAAAAUUUGUCCAACGUGGUUCGAUUCACUACAACGAAUGAUGAAGAGUUUGUCGAACUGACUCCGUUACACUGUUUCGCCUGUAAUUUGUAUCGCGUGAUGAUGAAUUAUGGUGGAGCGUUGAAGCUCUCACAGUUUGAAACAGCAUACUUCUCUACGAUCGGUUCCAAUUGCAAGCCUGCGGACUACGGUUUUCCAACGAUCGCUGCGCUUCUCCAAGCGCUACCGUGCACGGUGACGUUGAAACUCUCGCGGCGGAAGAAGAAUAUCAUAUAUUUAAAUAAGAGAGUUGCCGCUGUUGGUAUGGCAUUACCGCCUGCGUACGCGGCAACAUCGUCCCAACGGGAUACGGAUUCCAGUAACGAGUCGACCGAGAGCGAUUCGUCCUCACGGUUGAACGUCUCUGUCAACUCGUUGACGUUGGAUGAUCGAACGAAAUGGAAGGCAGAAGAAGCUGAUAAUGAACGAAAAGGUUCCUGGAAGCAGACGGAGAAAGCCAAUCCGUGGUCGAAAGAGGUCGAUAAGUCUUGGAAAACGUCCAACUCCGAGGAACAGCCGGUGAAUUGGUCGUUCCAAGAAAAGGGAAACGAGAACUUCUUGAGGAGUAUAAUACGGACGCCAAUUAUACUGCAUGGUUAUCUACCUCCACCUCCUAAACCGGAUUCGCCACCCGAGGAGAAUUUGGCUAAGAACGAAUGGGAUUCAUCCGUUUGGAUGAGUCCAACGAAAUUUACAUAUCUUCAAGAUACUACUAAUGUAGAGGUCCCUCCGUUAACGUUACCUUCUUCUUGGAACCAAAUCGUGUCCGACAACAGUAUCUCAAAUUUACUAUCUCCAGCGAAGAAUCUAUUGUCCGCCACAGCGAAUCCUUUAAAUCCGCGCACGUCGCCUUUUUUCUCGUUCAAGCGAAACCUGGUCGUCGCUCCGCAUCCUUCCGAACUGCCGCUUCCCUCGCUAGCUUUAACUCCAAAGAAGAACAUGUCAUCGGGUAGUACCGGUGAAGAUACCGUUGAUGGCCAGGAGAGAGUUUACAACGACUUUACGGAAGAGGCAGCGAUCAACAGUAAUGAUACCGAUGAUAGCAGUAACACGGAUGGUAGUAACGAUAAGGAAAAGCACAGUACUCCUACAAAGUUAUUUGUGAGCAAACGUCGUUUGGCUGCUCAAUUCAAUCGACCCAUCGAGUCGUGAGCCGAGAGCGAGGAAUCUGGAAACGUUAAGAAAAUGAGGUAGCUUGGCCAUCCGAAACGCAUAAUUUCCUAGCCAGUCGCAUUCAUGCGUCGAUGGGAUCGAGCCGUAAAAAGAACUGUAUAAUUUACUGCCGACAUGUUUUAGUGACGUACCGUACCGUGAUUCUUUUAGUAAAGAAACGUCGCGGUAGUCACACAGCGGGUUCUCUGAACUAUGGUAUGUUUCUCUUUCCCCUUCAUCAAUUUAUAUAUUUGAAAUAAUUACAAUAUAUAGGAUAAGGCGACGGAAUAGUCUCCCUAUAUUCACGAGUGAAUGAAAACAAUUUCAUAAAUGCUAUCUAAAUUUUUAUGGUACUACGUAUAUAGAAUAAUAUUUCGUUUUUUCAUAAAAUCAUGGUAUUAAUGGGCAGGAAAGUUAGAAUUUGAAAGUGGACAAUCGUAGAAAUUCCCUUAGUUUCGUUUUAUAUAUUGUUCAUCGUUAUUCACCGAUCUUAUGAUGGAAUUUAUAGACCUUUCUUCUCUUAUUUCAUUCGGAAGAGCUUCUCUUUCUUUGUUAUCGAACCAUGCAACAUUAUGAAUGUUCUAACGUUUCUAUCAUUUUAAUUAAUUAAUUAAAAUUGAUUAAAUUGUGUUUUCUAUUGGUACCAUCGAAAUUUAAAUAACAUUUGUUCUAAAGUGAAUCACGUAGAAUGCGGAUUUCUGUGCGAUUACGAAAAUCCGCAACAACAUGAUAAUACGAGACAUGUUUCUGUAUCGACUACAGUGUUUUUGUGCUUAGAAAAACAAACUCUAAUCAAAGUUUCAUUUACUUGUGAAAAUAGAGAGUAUACAUUCCGUUAUGCCGUGUAUAUAAGCGAUUUAACGCGAUGCGCAGAGCAGAGAAUUUAUUUUCAAGAUACUUGAAUAUCCGAUUAAAAAGAAAAAUAAAAAAAAAGAAAACAAUUGUGAAUAAUUGUAUGCAGCGUUUAUAUUCAGUGAGAAUCCGUUGUACCGUUGAUUGUAUAAUCGUGUGUGUCAAAUUUCGCGUAACAUUUUUUCAAUACUGUGAUAUAGAGAUAGAGAAAGCAAAUCUAAUGAAAUUAGGCUGCGGUUGUUUACGCGGAAUAGCGAUUUUACAAAUGUAACUAUGAAAAUGAAGAUCCUGUACCCAGCAUGAUAUCUAUUUUAUUUUGGAUAGCUUGCAUAAUUUCGAUGAUUGUAUGCAUACCGCGUUUCUUUACAUAAUCAAAUCAAUCAUAUACGCAUAAACAUCCGCCAUCUACAAACAAUGCAAACGAUUAUAUAAUAAUAUAUUACGCGCAUGUAAGUGCGUGAGAGCGAACUUGAAAAGUGGGCAAUAAUUGUACAAGUCUCUUUCUCAUAGGAUUGGGCCAUUGUCCUAUGUCUGCCGAAUGUCCCACCGUCUUCGUUUGCACAUUUUUUUUCAUUCUUUCUUUGUUAUGACAAAGUUAUACCCUAAUAAAGUCGUAUGCGAAACGAGAAAGCACGUACGCUUCUAAUUGCAAGAAUCGAUUUUUGUUUCUCAUUAAUUCUAAAGACAAAACAAGAACUAGUCUACUUUUGAGAAUCAGCAAAAGCUUUAUUUGAAGAAUUACUUUAUGGAAUGGAAAUUUAAUUGGCUCAACCCUAUUGAUUGUUAUUCGCUGGAAAAUCGAAACAAAAAGAAAUAAUUCAUGUUCAUUUAAAAUGGGGAAACCGCUUGCAAAUCGAAUAAUUGUUCGUAAUCAUCGUUAAUUUGCAGAUCUGUUGCAGUUUAUGUUGUUUUACUUUCAUUUCAAUUCGCACGAUUAUUUUCUUCCUUUCGUUUCGCGUAAAAGAUAUUCUUCUUUCGUUGUCUUUCAUUUUCCUUUUACGUCGUAAAUUAUAUGGCGAACGAACACAUGAUUUUGAAUGCGUUUAUAGGAUUUUUUUAUAGCGAAUCGUACUAUACUUUAAAGUGUUCUACCGUUUCCCAGUGCGUAUCGUAAUUAUAUUUUUAAUUAAUUGAUUAAAAUGGGUCGAAUAGGUUUAACGUUAAUGCAGUUACACGGCUGUUGAAUACAUCAAGAGAACAAGGAAUAAAGAAACUUGCACUAAUGAAUAAGAAAUGAAGAAAGGAGGGAAGAUCGAAAUUCUUACGAAUUCCAUUUUAACGAUUAUUGAAUAGCGA
This is a messenger RNA of Ceratina calcarata, 7443 nucleotides long. It is a transcript of the gene Marf1, whose product is annotated as meiosis regulator and mRNA stability factor 1-like protein. The record is from RefSeq and is a predicted model, not a curated record. The coding region runs from base 301 to 5295 and encodes 1664 amino acids. The transcript is spliced from 24 exons. Gene Ontology annotation, molecular function: RNA nuclease activity; CCR4-NOT complex binding; RNA binding. Gene Ontology annotation, cellular component: peroxisome; cytoplasm. NCBI's taxonomy places the organism in Eukaryota, Metazoa, Arthropoda, Insecta, Hymenoptera, Apidae. Gene Ontology annotation, biological process: regulation of gene expression.